Messenger RNA from Paramecium primaurelia, 897 nucleotides. The record is from the annotation of a GenBank genome assembly. Lineage: Eukaryota; Ciliophora; Oligohymenophorea; Peniculida; Parameciidae.
AUGAAAGAAUUAUCCUACAUGGUUAUGGAUGCUUAAUAACUUUAUAGAGAGUAUAAAGAAUUGAUUAAAAUGAAAAGUAAGUAUUAUCAAGAGUUAGUUGAGACUGCUAAAGAAUUAUCAGAAAUUAAAGAUAAAGAAAUAUAAUACAAAACUAUUAUAUAAUAAUUAUCUGAAACAAAUACAAGUGAAGAUGCCGAUAUUCUAAUAACAAAAUUAACAGAAAUUGAUAAGAUAAAAGCCUAAAAAGAAGUAUAAAUUUAAGAUAAAAAUAAUUAUCCUGAAUCAGAAUUAGAUUAGAGGAUUAUUAAAAGUUUAAAUUAAGAAGAGAGUAUAAUAAAAUUAUAAGUAGAAAAUAUUAAAUUAUAAAUUAAAAUUGAAGAACUACAAAUAAAAUCAAAUUAAGAAAAGAAUUAAAAUUGGCAAAGUUAAUGUUAGUUUUUAACAACUUAAUUGUAACAAUAUCUAGAAAAAUAACAAAUGGCUAUUUAAUCCUAUAAUGAUUUAGUUUCAUAUAUAAAUGAUCUAGAAUUUAGUAUUCAAGAGUUAAGAGAGGAAUAUGAAUAUUCAAAAAAUAAUCAAGAAAAAUAUAAAUCAUAGUUAAAAAUAGAAAAGUAUAAAUUAGAUAAAGCUAAUGAAAAGUUGUCUUAAUUGAAAUUAUUGUUUUAGAAAAAGAAUAACAAAUUAAAAAGUAUGAAAGAGAAUAAAAACUACAUGAAUGUAAUUCAUCAAAUGAAAUUCAAGAUGAUAAAGAUUAAAUUACUGGUUUAAUGGAGAAAUUAAUGUAAUCAACCAAUAAAAUUUACGAAUUCGAAAAAUAAUAGAAUGAUUAAUUAAAUUAGGCAGAUUAUGAAAUUUUUGAAAUAAAUAUGGAUAAUGAUUUAGCAAAAGAACUUUUGA